AUUGUUGACAUUUCAACAAAAUUCAAAUUUGUUUUUGUUUGUUAAAAAAAAAUUAAAGCCAAAUAAUUUAUCAAUUUUCUACUUUUUUUUUGUUAAAUAUACUUAACAUUUUCAAAAUUUCAAGAUAAAAAACAUUAAAAUAACUUUAACGAUUAUCAUGGCUGAUUUAAAUAGCACACAAGGUCCAACCGAUCGAAAAAUUCGACUAAAAAACCUGUUGGACAAGGGAAGCGCAAUUGGUGGAAAUGUGGAAAGCGAAGGUACUGUCGAUACAAUAUCUGCGAUUAAAAAUAUCAUCGUUGAAUCCGAUGAAAUUAUUGAUGAGGGUAAUGUUGGCGAUCGAGCCGAACAUACUACUGAAGUGGUAAUGGAUGCACAGCUGCUCAAAAUAAGUCAUCAAACUGUUGACAAGGUCUUGGAGGCUAGCACUGAUUUUAAUGAUGGAAUAUAUCAAAACGCUAUUGCUAAUCUUGUCUUCAGAGAUGAUAAUGAUAAUUGGAAUGCUCUGGCUGAAAUAGCGAUUGGAAUUUGUCGAGCAUCAAAGUUUUCAACAUCUAUGUUAGGAUCGUUCGAUCUAACUGUGACUGCAACACAAAAACCAAACAAAGAAAAGCAACAGAAAAGAAGGACAAAAAAUAAUGCAGAAGAACUCGAACCAGAAGAAAUGGCUCAGUUGGAAAAACAAGAUAAAGGAGCUAAAAAGGUUAAAAUUAUAUUGAAACAAAUUGUUCGGGCAUUUGAAGAAAACAAUCGAUUUCCGCUUCCGUUCUAUCAACUUGUCAUAGAUCCAGAUAAUUUUAUGAAUACUGUGGAAAAUGUUUUUCAAGUUGCAUUUUUGGCAAGGGACGGUGCUGUCGCAAUCGAAACUGGUGAUGGUAAUAUGCCACAUGUCCGGGUAACAAAUCCAAAAGAAAAAGAUUUGGUAAAGCAUACGAAUCAAUCUGUUUGCAGUAUUAAUAUGGAUGUUUGCAAAGAAAUGAUAGCAUUUUAUGAUAUAAAAGAAGCUAUGCUUAAAAUUGAAAGAAGCACAUAAGGAGAUGAUGUUUGAGAUUCACAGUAUUUUUAGCAUUUAGUUUUUCCAAUGUUAAUAAGAAUUAAGUUAAUUUAAUAAGUUUUGUUGGUUUUAUGAAAUAUAUCUUAUUUUUCUGAGUAU
Molecule: messenger RNA, 1153 nt
Organism: Episyrphus balteatus (marmalade hoverfly)
Lineage: Eukaryota; Metazoa; Arthropoda; Insecta; Diptera; Syrphidae
Gene: Nse4
Product: EP300-interacting inhibitor of differentiation 3
Exons: 6
Coding region: 158-1033 (291 amino acids)
Biological process (GO): DNA repair
Cellular component (GO): Smc5-Smc6 complex; nucleus
Source: RefSeq, a predicted model, not a curated record